AGAGAGAGAGAGAGAGGGUGUGUGUGUGUCGAAGCCGCUGAAUCGAAGGACUGGGCUCUCAAUUGGGAUGCCCUUCGUCAAUCCGUCGGGAGGCUGGAGUGACACAACCGCUCGCUCCAUCGAGCUUCGUCAGGCCUUGUCUCUCCUGCACAGGUUCAGCUAGUGAGCGAGCGAGUGAGCGAGUGAAGGAUUGGCUCGCUGAAUUGUAAGCAGCAGGGACUCGAGGCGCGGCUGCUUCCCUGUUGCUCUUUCUCGUUUUGGCUCGCUCGCGGGGUCGAUCUCGCGAUCAUCGAUCAUCGUCCAGGUUCAGGAGCUUCAGGAGCGCUCGAUUGCACGCAGCCAAGCUUCGUUCGGUCCGUCGUCGAUCCGUGGUUGACGAUAUGCGCUUUCUGCCGGUGCACGUGGUCGCAUUUUUGAGGGAGUAAGUCGGAUCUGGAUAGCGAGGCGCAAGUGAGAUCAGAUUUCAAUUUCCAUUCAAGCUCCCAUUCAUCGGCAGCAGCAGACUCUCAGCUCGAAGGCUCGACUACCUCGGUGGGCGAAGCAGCCUGCCUUCAGGCCCAAAGCUGCCAUGGUAGCCCGAGUCUCGUUUCGGCGGUGACAGCAAGCGAAUGCAGGCUUCUUGCAGCCGCAGGCCCGUCGUCCGCCGACUCUAGUCCGCCAGCUCUCGAGUCGAGCAAGGUUGGAUUGUUAGUGUAGAUAUUUUAGAAGAUCGGACAGCAGAUUCACGAGCGAAUUACACAUCGUUGACCACAGAAGGGUCGGAUCUUCGUUAGCGCAGAAUUCAGAGGGGAGAAGUCCACGCUCGGGGACGCGGGAGCACAGGCGGGGCAAGGAGCAGAUUCGCGAGCGAAUCGCACAUCGUCGACCACAGAAGGGUCGGAUCGUGGGCGGCGCAGAAUUCCAAGCUUCGAUUUCAGAGAGGAGAAAUUCAAGCUCGGGGACACGGGAUUACAGGCGGGGAAGCAGAUUCGUGAGCGAAUUGCACAUCGUUGACCACAGAAGGGUCGGAUCGUCGGCAUUGCAGAAUUGCAAGCUUCAAUUUAAUUAGGAGAGGAGAAAUCCAGAGGCGGGCAGGAUGGUGAUGAUAUACGAGUACAGGAUUCCUCUUCCAUUCACGAUGGAGGAGUACGAGAUCGCGCAGCUGUACAUGGUGGCGAAAUACAGCGCCAGCGAGUCGACGGGCGACAGCGGCGACGGCGUGGAGGUGCUGAAGAACGAGCCGUUCGAGGACCAGGACCGCAAGGGCCAGUACACGCACAAGGUGUACCACCUGGCCAGCAAGCUGCCGAGCUGGCUGGUCAGCCUGCUGCCCAAGAAGGCGCUGAUUCUGGAGGAGGAGGCGUGGAACGCGUACCCGCGCUGCACGACCAUGCUCAAGUGCCCGUUCCUCAGCAAGUUCAAGCUCGUGGUCGAGACCAACCACGUCGCCGACCGCGCUACCACGGAGAACGCGCUCAACCUCGACCCGAAGACGGUGAAGAAGCGCCAGGUCGAGUACAUCGACAUCGCCAUGGACCAGGUCGAGAACUACGUCGAGGAGGAGGACCCGAGUUUGUUCAGCUCGAAGAAGACCGGUCGCGGCCCGCUCAAGGAGGGCUGGUCGCAGAAAUGCGAGCCGGUCAUGUGCGCCUACAAGUGCGUCACGGUCGACGUGCCCUACUGGGGCUUCGGGGGUCGGAUCGAGAAGUUCAUCGCGAAGAACGCCCAGCGCAAGAUCCUUUUGGAGGGUCACCGGAAAUGCUUCUGCUGGCUCGACGAGUGGCACGGCCUGACGAUGGCCGACGUCCGGCGCAUGGAGGCCGAGACCGCCGAGGCCAUGCGUCGCGCUCGAGCCGCGGCUCUGCGCCGGUUGAUGGAGGGCGGUGAGGGCGGCGACGGCGAGAACGGCGCCGUCGAGGGCGAGGAGGGCGAGGUGGAGAACGGCGCCCCCGGCGUCGACCCCGGCGCUAACGCAGGGGACGAUGGCGCCGCGCAGUCGCCCAGCGCCAAAUUGGCCUCGAGCACCAACAGCAUGCGCAGCCUGCGGCGCAAGCCGAGCAUGAGCCUGGUCGGGCCCUCGUUCUCGGUCGGCAUCACCACGCUCUCGGCCACGGACAAGGAGUUUCUCGACUCGCCCAAGGCCGCGCGGUCCAGCAGCUCCGCCCCUCCCAUGCCCUCACACAAUCAAUGGGAGUCGGCCUCGAAGCCUGCGCCGCCACCCGCCUCCGACGACAAAUUCGUCCGCCAGAAAUCGCAGCUCAUCCGCACUGGCUCCUCCGAGUCCUUCAACGCCAAUCACUACAACCAGAACCACUCUCUGAGCUGGGAGAUGCAGCAAUACAACAACGUCAAUGCCGACAUCGACGAGCAGGCCAGCAACGAGGUGUCCAAGUGCGUCGACGUUCUGGACCGCGCCAUCGGCUGGGCCAAGGCUCUUUCUCUGAAGAAGGGAACUCGGGGCAGCGGCAUUGUCACGCCCAUCAACGAGUCCGAGCAGCAGCAGCAGCAGGCGGUCCCGCCUCGCCAGUCCGUCGACGUUUUGGAGUCGACCAUGUCUUCGCUCAAGAAACGAACCGCCAGUAAGAAAAUCUAGAUCUAGAAUGUAGGGGUCCACCCAUUGACACACACACACACACACACACAUACGUGACGAUCGAAACGAAAUUCCUUAGUGUUGUGGAAAUUGUAAGAGUAGAAUAGAUCCUCACUUUCAAUUGAAUCAGAUUACAGGAAACAUGUGAUUCAUUGUCUGCAGUCACAUGUUUCCCAUCGCCGGGUACCAUUUACCCAAUUAAACGUCACUGCUAAUUAAGUAGUUUAGACACAGACACAGACCAACAGGACAUUCGAAUUCUUGUCUCUCACUUACUGGAAAUUGCAUCCCAGCACUGCCACAAUUCGUGGCUGGUGUACGUUCGUACUAUGACUUUCUUCACUAUUUAAGCUUAAUUUACGUGAGGCUCUCGGACCAGAGCCUCCAUACCGCAUCCUAACAUGCAACUUUGGC
This is a messenger RNA of Marchantia polymorpha subsp. ruderalis, 2986 nucleotides long. The record is from the annotation of a GenBank genome assembly. Lineage: Eukaryota; Viridiplantae; Streptophyta; Marchantiopsida; Marchantiales; Marchantiaceae.